Cannabis sativa is the source of this 863-nucleotide messenger RNA. RefSeq lists its product as uncharacterized. The transcript has 2 exons. The record is from RefSeq and is a predicted model, not a curated record. NCBI's taxonomy places the organism in Eukaryota, Viridiplantae, Streptophyta, Magnoliopsida, Rosales, Cannabaceae. Bases 82 to 780 code for a protein of 232 amino acids.
UAAGAUAUAUAGUAUAUAUAAAAAUAUGUGUGCAUGUGUGGGAAAUUGCCAUAGCUUAUUGAGUAGUUUACAUUUUGUGAUAUGGGCUUGCUUCUUUAUUUAGACACUGUACUAGUCCCCUUGAGUUUCUUCAUCACAGUGGGUUACCAUGCCUACCUUUUGCACUGCUUCAAGAUCAAACCCUCAACUACAACCUUUGGCAUCAACACCUUAAAACGGAGAGCUUGGUUUCUGCAGUUAAAAGAUGGCGACGACAAAAAAAGUAUGUUGGCGAUUCAAAGCUUGAGAAACACUCUAAUGGAGACCAUACUCACAGCCUCAAUAGCCAUUUUGGUGAUACUAUGUUUGGCGGCCCUACUAAACAAUGCUUUCAACGUUACUAAUCUCUUGGGCAUCCAUCCAAUUUUUGGAUCUCAAUCAAGUAAGAUCUACUCUUUGAAGUACGGAUCAUCGUCACUUUUUCUAUCAGCAAGCUUCUUGUUCGGGUCAAUGGCCAUUGGAUCUCUAAUUGAUGCCAAUUUUAUGGUGAACAAUGUUUCGUCUGAGUUCUCUAAUUCUUCUUUGAACGUUACGAACACAGUAUUCGAAAAAGGGUUUGUUUUGGCAUUGGUCAGCAAUCGGAUGCUUUGCAUUAGCUUUCCUUUCAUGCUAUGGAUGCUUGGUCCUCUACCUGUUUUGUUGUCUUCUAUGGCUCUUGUAUGGUGUCUUUAUCAGCUUGACUUUGUUGCAAAAUUUACAAACCAGGGUAAUAUUAAUAAUAAGCACUCCCUAAAACUAUAAUUAUUUUAUAUAUAAUACAUAUGCUCAUUUAUCUAAUUACUGUUUAAGUGCAUGUGAAAUCGAAGGAGUGUUUUUCAAUUAAA